CACCCUUUUUUCCCCAAAUCUAGCGAAGUCUCUCUUCCUCGAUAUUUCAAAAUAUCCCAUCCGUAAAACUUAGAAAAUUUCCCCUUCAAUCCAAGAUUUAGAAGAUCAAGUCCAUUUGGCAGGAAAGUGUUGUUUGAAUUGUCAGUUUUAGUUUGAGCUUUGAUUAAACACUACUUAGAAGAAGAACAAAUUUUCAAGGAGAUUGAAGAAGUCCAAGGAAGCUCGAAGAGUCCACUCAAGUUCUAGGCCACGCAAAUGUCGGACGUUGAACAUAAUUCCUCGGACUCACCCCAGCCAAUGGAUAUCAUAAAAGCUGCUGAAACCGCUAUCAAGAGUCUGGAUGACAAUACCCCUCCACCAAUAAUUGAGCUUUUGACAACUUUCCUAAGAGAAGUCGAAAAAUAUCAUAAAGGAAAAAGUACUGCUUCUAGCUCAGAAGUUUCAUCCAAUGAAAAUCAGCAAGAGAAAAAAGUUGGAAAAAUAAAGGUUUUAUUAUCAAAGGAAAUUGGUCGAAGUGCCAACGGGACUAUUGUAUUUGAGGGGUAUUAUGAAGUUAGAGAAGUUGCAGUGAAACGCCUUCUUAAAAGUCAUUUUGAUCGUAACCUGGAAGCUGAAAGAGAAAUGAAGAAUCUCAUAACAUCUGAUCGUAGCCAAAAUAUUGUGACGUAUUAUGGGACGGAAGAGGACUAUAAUUUUAUCUAUCUUGCUCUGGAGCGUUGUGAUUGCAAUUUAGAUAACCUCAUUCAAAUGUAUCCUAAGAAUUCCUCUCAACAUGAGCCUUUAUCAAAAGACUUUGAGAAACUGAAGAAUACUAAGCUUAGAGAUAUUAAGCUUUGGAACGAAAAUACAUGCCGUCCGUCUCCUUUAUUACAGAAAUUGAUGAGUGACAUGGUUUCUGGGCUCGUUGCUCUUCACAAGUCGCGUAUAGUUCACCGAGACUUAAAGCCGCAGAACAUUUUAAUAAUUCAGGACAGCCCAACUUUAUGUGCAAAGCUUGCUGAAAUGGGUAUUAGCAGACAACUUCGUGGUAACAAGCUAUCGUUGACUGACCAUAAAUCUUCCGUUUGUGCCGCUACUGGCUGGAAAGCACCGGAACAGCUUCUUCAUGGCCAACAAACAGCUGCAAUGGAUUUGUUCAGUUUAGGUUGCAUCCUCUUUUUUUCCAUCACUGGUGGUGAACAUCCAUUUGGGAACGAUGAUGAUCGUGAUCAGAAUAUUAAGAAUAAAGCUUAUAAGCCAGACUGGUUUUUGAUAAAAGAUUUCCCUGAAGCUGUUGAUCUUAUUUCUUCUUUGAUAAAAUUUGAGGCUGGGGAGAGGCCACAAGCAAAUAAGGUGUUGCAUCAUCCACUGUUCUGGGACGCGAAGAAGAGACUUGAGUUUCUCUGCCACACUGGUGACUGUCUAAAGGAGGAAUCUACUCUUUCGGACGACAAGAAGACUGCUCUCUUGCGUAGGCUUGAACCUACUGCAAAUAAAAUUGUAGGUAAAAACGGGUGGGGAAAGGUCAGAUGGGACAAAAAGAUCCUUAACGAUAAAAUCAAGAAAGACCACCCAAACUUCUUAUGCGGUUACAAAUUUGGCAGUGUCAAGCACUUGUUGCUAUUCAUUCGAAACAAAUAUGCUCAUUAUGUACAUGAUCCAGAAGAAAUUCAGAAACAUUUCGGAACGCAAGAUGAAGGAUUCGGUGACUAUUUUACAAGUCGAUUCCCAAUGCUUUUUUUUGAAGUGUACAAUGUUGUGCGUGACUGCUGCAAAGAUGAUGUGCUCUUCAAGGCAUAUUUCGAAGGGGGAUCAUGAGGAAGUAACUGUCUGAGGUGUUGAUGGAAACUAGACUCCGAAUGGAGUAUAUAAGCUUUUUUUUUUUCUGGUUUUUUUUUGGUAUUAGCAUAAGGGGCUAACUGUACAUGUGUGUUUUGUUUCAUUUUGCAGAUAGCUAAAUACAUACAUGAUUAGGUUUUCUUAUU
This is a messenger RNA of Morus notabilis, 1964 nucleotides long. Its product is annotated as serine/threonine-protein kinase/endoribonuclease IRE1b. NCBI's taxonomy places the organism in Eukaryota, Viridiplantae, Streptophyta, Magnoliopsida, Rosales, Moraceae. The transcript has 9 exons. The record is from RefSeq and is a predicted model, not a curated record. Gene Ontology annotation, biological process: mRNA processing; intrinsic apoptotic signaling pathway in response to endoplasmic reticulum stress; protein phosphorylation. Gene Ontology annotation, molecular function: RNA endonuclease activity; protein serine/threonine kinase activity; ATP binding. The coding region runs from base 256 to 1797 and encodes 513 amino acids. Gene Ontology annotation, cellular component: IRE1-TRAF2-ASK1 complex.